UUCCGGCGCGGGGCGGGGCCGCUCCCCAAGAUGGCGGGCUGGCAAGGAGCUUGGUAUGUGCCAUGUCUAGCUUCACUUGAGACCCUCCAAGAAUUAUGUAGGAAGGAAAAUCUCAGCUGUAAAUCCAUUGGAAUCACCAACAGGAGUCUAAAGAGAUAUGAGGUGGAGUAUUUGUGUGACUACAAGGUAGAAGAGGGUACGGAAUACUAUCUUGUGAAAUGGAAAGGAUGGCCAGAAUCUUCAAAUACUUGGGAACCUCAGGAAAAUCUGAACUGUCCAGUGCUUCUUCAAAACUUUCUCAGCGACAAGAAUGAAUUUUUGUCUCGGGUGAGAGAAGGCAAAGCACUGAGAGUGAGAAACCACGUUAAAGCUUUGAAACCUGUGGUUGCAGAUUACAUUGUAAAGAAAGCUAAGCAAAGAAUAGCUCUGCAGAGAUGGAAAGAAGAACUCAACAGGAAAAAGAAUCAUAAAGCAAUGAUUCUGGUAGAAAACACUGUGGAUCUUGAAGGCCCUCCUUUAGACUUCUACUACAUUAAUGAGUAUAAACCUGCUCCGGGAAUAAACGUAAUAAAUGGAAUAACGACUGGCUGUGAAUGCACUGACUGCCCCACUGAGAAGUGCUGUCCAAAGGAGGCCGGAUUUAUUUUGGCUUACAAUAAGCGGAAGAAGUUGAAAAUCCAGCCUGGCUUGCCCAUCUACGAAUGCAAUUCAUUUUGUAGGUGUGGGCCUGACUGCCCUAACAGGAUAGUACAGAAAGGUACACCAUAUUCUCUUUGCAUCUUCAGAACUAACAAUGGCCGUGGCUGGGGAGUAAAAACCCUCCAGAAAAUUAAAACCAACAGUUUUGUGAUGGAGUAUGUUGGAGAGGUAAUUACAAGUGAGGAAGCAGAGAGACGAGGCCAGCUUUAUGACAACCAGGGAAACACAUACUUGUUUGAUUUGGACUAUGACUCAGAUGAAUUUACUGUAGAUGCAGCUCGAUAUGGAAAUGUGUCCCACUUUGUGAAUCACAGUUGUGAUCCAAACCUUCAAGUCUUCAAUGUGUUUAUCGACAACCUCGACUUGCGUCUUCCUCGUAUAGCACUGUUUUCUACACGAACCAUUAAGGCUGGAGAAGAGCUAACGUUUGACUAUCAAAUGAAAGGUUCAAUGGAUCUGACUUCAGACUCUGAUGGUCUUAGCACCUCCAGAAAAAGGAUCAGAACUGUCUGUAAAUGCGGAGCUGUAUGUUGCAGAGGUUAUCUCAACUGAUUCUGGGUACCCAAAGUCACACUUCUCUUUAAAUCUCUUUUAAAUGUGUUUUAAGAAGUCUCUUCUUUCACACAUCUAUUCAAGUAUUCCUAUGUCUAAUGUAAAUAAGAGCAGUGAAAGCAAGGUGUUACAUUUGUAACUGAAAUGGCAUUGGCCAAAGAAAGAGAUGUAGUGUUUCAGGCAAAUGCAAAACUGAUAAUGGGGAUUAAAAAUAGGUUUUUCUAGAACUGUUAAUUAGGAAGCAGUAAAACAUAUGCUAAGAAAACUCUUCAAAAUGUACCUUGAUUUGAAUAUUCGAGUGUGAGCUUACACCCGUAGGCCUUCUAGAAACUUGUUUAAAUGGGAUGAAGGGAUGUUACAUAUCUUCUGUACCUGGAAAAGUCUGGAGGCAUUUGAUUUGAAUCCUAAACCAUGGCUGACAGUUCUUUUGCUCUUUUUGUUGUAUAAAGAAAAGCAUCAAGAGAUUAGCAAUAACAUUUAUGGCACCAGGGUGAAGAAUUAAGGACAGCUAUCAGACUGUGGGCUAAGUGAAGGUUCACAGGAAUGCAAACUGUAAAAUGUCCACUGAACUCCACGCAAGUAAAGCAACUGGUUUUAGCAGAUUCCAGAUGUAAGAUCAAGGACUCAGACAUUUUUAGCUGAUGUUAUGUUAUUGGGAAGUUCACGUGUGGAAGUUUUUUCAGUUGUUAUGUUCUGAUUUUUAGUUAGGACACUAUAGAAGGUCUGUAGUUCUACAGAGAAUUUGUACAUAUCGGAUGGUCGGUAGAAACACGUGCUGUUUGUUUUCACAGCAGAAAUUUGGCAGUCACUGCUAAAACAAAUUACUGACUACAGUUCUCUAUUCUACAGAAUAGAGAACAAAAGAAUAGGGAGAGCAGCCCUUUGUCUGACAAAGCUGAUGUGUUACAGAGAUAUUCUUAGUUAUCUGUUGAGGGCAAAAAUAGGAAUUUAUUUGUAUUCACAACUGCUUUUAAUUCAGUUUUUACAUACUGUGACCUUUGUUUUUAUCUAGUGGCAGAUUGUUAAGAUACUAGGCCUGUUUUUUCUCAUUGCAAAAAUGUUAAUUUCAGUGAAGUUAGACUAGAGGGAAGUUUACCCAUUUGCUCUAGACAUUUGUAAGAUGUUCUUGAAUGUAAAGGCUGAGAAAUGUACUGUUCUUCAGCUGCUUGAGUCGUCGUUUUGGUUUUUUCCUGAUUGUCUUCAAGUUCUCACAACCUACUCGUGUGUAUGCUAAGUUUUGCUUGGCUUCAGAAACACUGAGGAGCAGUUGAGGUAGGCUAUGAGUGGAGUUACAGGAGAAGUCCUAGUUUCAGGGUUGAUUCAAGUGCUUUGUUCUUGCUUACAAGUCAUGUAAAUGUUGAUAGGGUCAGGCAGAAUAAUGUUGCUCCAUAAAUGGAUGCGCCGUAAAUGGAUGCUAGCUAUGUAUCAUAGGUCAGCCAGUUACCUUUAUAAGGUGCACAGCUUUUGGCUCAGGUGAAUGAAGUCGAGUACACAGCAUAUAACUGUUUACUUAAUUUGUUAGAAAAUGCCUUAAAUUUCAUGUUAUUUACUAGCACUCCAAGAAGAGUGUUUGAAAGGAUAAUACAGGUUGUUUGUUCAUUAAGAAGCACAGCUGCAUUGCACUGAAGAUCUGGCUUUUUGGCAGAAAAUGAAAAUGUAUAUGCUGCGAGCCAAAAUCGGUUCCACGGUUGGGGUGAGGGCGUGUGGGAAAGUGCUAAGUUUUGUACUCUACGGAGAGAGACAUGUUGAAAUAGACACUUUAUGGUGUUUAAUGAAGAGGAGAAAGUCUGCUUAGAUUUAAAAGUAUUUGACAUUACCAAGCUCACCUGUAUCCACAUGUUUGGAUAAAUGCUGAAUCUAGUCAAUUUUUCUCAUGCUGCAUCUCUAACGAUUUUUUAUAUAUAUAGAUGUAUAAAGUUGAAGUGGAAUGUGGAGCUUUAAUGUUAGCAAACUGUAUGAUCUUACAUCAUUUGGAGUCUUUAGUGCUUUUUCUUGCACGUAGCCUGAUUUAGUGAUGCAUUCCAUGUGGACAGAAUCUGCAGUCUCCACCUCCUUAACCUGCUGCAGCAUUCCCUGUUGGUGCAGGAUGGCAGCAAUGACUGCAGCAAGAAAUGGAUUCCUUACCAAACUGGUUUCUCUGGCCUUUCCUGUACAAGGUGACACAGAGCAGGUUCAACACUCUUUUUGUCUGUGUAUCUCCAUGCCCAGCUGGAUUUAAAAAUGACAAGCAAAUGAAUUUUAAAAGAUGAAGUUGUACUUGAAUUCGGUGUCUGCCCUUUUCCCAAGGCAGUAUAUGUCACCACCAGCAAUGGAAUAACACUGCUGCUCUUUAAGGAUGUGUGUUACCUCGUGUGCGAUAAAUAAAGGACCGUUAAUUUA
Cuculus canorus (common cuckoo) is the source of this 3630-nucleotide messenger RNA. It is a transcript of the gene SUV39H2, whose product is annotated as SUV39H2 histone lysine methyltransferase. Gene Ontology annotation, cellular component: nucleus. The record is from RefSeq and is a predicted model, not a curated record. NCBI's taxonomy places the organism in Eukaryota, Metazoa, Chordata, Aves, Cuculiformes, Cuculidae. The coding region runs from base 31 to 1251 and encodes 406 amino acids. Gene Ontology annotation, molecular function: protein binding; zinc ion binding; histone H3K9 methyltransferase activity. The transcript has 6 exons.